AUGUUUAAGGGUUAACAUCAACUACCUGAUUUCAUAGCUGUAAUAUUAGUUUACGGGAUUAUUUUCAGUGAAUAUUAUGCUUUUGUUUUUAUCUUCCUACCUCCAUUUCUUAAUAAAGUAAUUCGUUUUUCACCAAAUAUAUUAGCAUGGAAGUAUUACUUAUUUAAUUGGAAUUGAAUUUACUAUCAUAUUCAUUUUCUUGAAUUUAGCAUACAUUAUGAUUUAAUAUACCAAACCUGGAUAUCCUCCAAAAGAUUUAGUAUAUGGUACAUAUAUUAAAUUAGGCUAAACAUUAUCAUGAAAGAACUCUGGAAGACAUAAAAUAAAGAACAAAAAAAAUGACUGAAAAAAUUAAUAAACACAGAUAAAGAAGAAUGCAAAAUCAUAUUGAAUUACAUGAUGAAAAUGACGAUGAAAUUGUAAUAAAAUAAUUUUAUUAUAUGGUUCUAGCGAUAUUAUUCAAGCAUUAUAAUUAGUUUCAUACUGUUUUAAAUGUGAUAAUAUAAAAUUACCAAGAACUCAUCAUUGUAAAGAAUGUAAUAAAUGUGUAUUGAGAAUGGUAAUUAAAUUAUUUAUUGUUAUAUUAGGAUCAUCAUUGUCCUUGGGUUAAUAAUUGUGUUGGUUUGAAAAAUCAUAGAUAUUUUUGUCAAUUCAAUUUCUAUGCUAUAUUGUGCAUGAUCCAAUGUACAUUAUUUAUUUCUUACGAUUUGUUUGUAAAUGAUAAAUUUGUGUUACAAGUAUUAUUAAUUUAAUAAUUAUUAGGAACUGACUAAAAAUCAAUAGUUUUUAUUAACAAUUUGUGAUGUUACAUGUUUUGCUUUAGUUAUGGCAAUGGGAUUUCUAUUGGGAUUUCACAUCUAUCACAUUGCCCAAAAUAUAACAACUGUCGAAUAUCAUAUAAAUGAAAUCAAAGCUAAUGUAUUUUAUAAAAAUUAAUAAUAUACAUUUAGAACCCUUUCAGGAAACCAAGAAUUAUAGAUAACUUAAAAGAAGUCUUUGGUCCUGAAAUUAAGUAUUGGUUUCUUCCUUUAAGAAAUGUAGAAAAGAGUGCCUUUCCUAGAACAGAUCUUUUUGAAGUCUGA
Molecule: messenger RNA, 1082 nt
Organism: Paramecium pentaurelia
Lineage: Eukaryota; Ciliophora; Oligohymenophorea; Peniculida; Parameciidae
Source: the annotation of a GenBank genome assembly